Messenger RNA from Hordeum vulgare subsp. vulgare (domesticated barley), 733 nucleotides. Its product is annotated as probable steroid-binding protein 3. The coding region runs from base 105 to 413 and encodes 102 amino acids. The record is from RefSeq and is a predicted model, not a curated record. Gene Ontology annotation, cellular component: endomembrane system; membrane. The transcript has a single exon. NCBI's taxonomy places the organism in Eukaryota, Viridiplantae, Streptophyta, Magnoliopsida, Poales, Poaceae.
CCUCUCCUCUUCUCCCCCACCAAGCCCAUCCACCCCACCCCCACCCCCACCCCCUCCUCACUCCCAACCCACCUACCACGCGCACAGAGCGACGCGAGAUCAAGAUGGCGACGGAGCUGACGGCGGCGCAGCUGCGGGCGUACGACGGCACCGACGCGUCCAAGCCGAUCUACGUCGCCAUCCGCGGCAAGGUCUUCGACGUCUCGGCCGGCCGCGGCUUCUACGGGCCCGGCGGCGACUACGCGCUCUUCGCGGGCCGCGAGGCCGCCCGCGCGCUCGCCAAGAUGUCCAAGGACGCCGCCGACGUCUCCGGCGACCUCUCCGGCCUCUCCGACAAGGAGCUCGGCGUGCUCGCCGACUGGGAGUCCAAGUUCCAGGCCAAGUACCCCGUCGUCGCCCGCCUCGCCGCCUGAACCCAAGUCCACUCGGCCGCCGCCACCCCUCCCCCGUCCCCGACUAGUAUCGUAUCCUCCCGUGACCAGCGGCUCCACCGUGUGUAUGUGUACCCUGUUACCCCCCGCGUAUAACUGUCCAAUAAUAAUCCGAGGGCGCGUUUGUUGGCGGCGACGAUUGAUCCUUAUGAUUUUGCAUUUUGUUUCAGCUUUGAUUGGUUGUUCUUAGUCUUGAUGAUUCAAGUGGAGUAUGGCUCCGUAUGGAGCAAUGCCCUGAAUGCCCAGCCUUGCUUAUAAAUUCACCGGUGCCGAUUUACAGAGGCUCCGAAUUUGAUGGUUUA